Aethina tumida (small hive beetle) is the source of this 3665-nucleotide messenger RNA. Its product is annotated as patj homolog. The coding region runs from base 1 to 1980 and encodes 659 amino acids. The transcript has 4 exons. The record is from RefSeq and is a predicted model, not a curated record. NCBI's taxonomy places the organism in Eukaryota, Metazoa, Arthropoda, Insecta, Coleoptera, Nitidulidae. Gene Ontology annotation, molecular function: protein binding.
AUGGUCCUGAGCACGGAAUGGUCUCAAGUUGAAGUCAUAGAUCUGAUUAACGAUGGCUCCGGCCUGGGUUUCGGCAUCGUGGGCGGCAGGAGUACCGGCGUGGUGAUCAAGUCCAUCCUGCCUGGUGGUAUUGCAGACAAAGACAGCCGGCUGCAGAGUGGUGACCACAUACUGCAGAUUGGUGAGGUGAAUCUGCGAGGCUUGGCUGCUGACCAAGUUGCCACUGUACUGCGACAGGCUGGGCCUCAGGUUAGAAUGGUGGUUGCCCGUCCGGUAGAGCCGUCCUCGGCUGAGUUUCAAUCAGUCGGCUCGAACGCGCCCAUCGUGCCCACCAAAAUCCUAACCGAUCCGGAAGAACUCGACCGUCAGCUGUCCCAAAACGGCUACACCACCUUUUUCACCUACACGCAGGAGGAGGACAUUUGUCUGGACAGCGAGAACACCGAAGAGAACGAUUUAAAUCCUUGCGAGCCGGAACAGGACGAGAACGAGAACGAGAAGACGAACUGCGUGGAGAACGAGGUGAAUUCGCCCAUCAGCGAGGGCAGAUUGAUUGUCACACCGGUGGAUGUGGAGUUCACGUUGCCGGAGACGGAGAGGGUGUCGGUUACGUUGCACAGGAACGAGUUUGGUUUGGGCAUUACGGUUGCGGGGUACGUGUGCGAGAGGGAGGACCUCUGCGGAAUAUUCGUCAAGGGGCUCAAUGAAGGUAGCGACGCGUACAAGUCUGGCAAAAUCAAUUUGAACGACCGCAUAGUGGAAGUGGACGGGCAGCCUUUGCAGGAGUUCACAAACCACGAGGCAGUUGAAAAGUUGAAGCAAACCGGAGACGAGGUUGUGUUAACGUUAGAACGAUACCUACGUGGACCUAAGUACGAGCAUUUACAAGAAGCUUUAGCCAGUCAAGAACACAAGGACACCAGCCCCGCUUCACCGUCGGCCACAACCUUAAGUUGGAUACCGAUCGAAAACACAGAACAAAUACAAAUCGAGCCCGAGGGUGAGUCUGUGAUCAGCAUCAACAGCGAAAUCUACGAUCAGAAUCCGGAAACCCGGGAAAUAUUCAUCGAAGAAAACUUCGAAGCUAAUCCAGCGGAUGAUUUGGAGACGGCCAUCAAAAACAAAUGGGAGGGCCUGAUCGGCAGUGAAGCCGACAUAGUGGUUGCAAACCUAACGAAACUAAAAGGCUUGGGCAUCAGUCUAGAAGGAACAGUAGACGUGGAAGGAGGAAUCGAAUUAAGACCCCACCACUACAUCAGAUCGAUACUACCGGAAGGACCUGUGGGACAAAACGGUAAGUUGAGUCCCGGGGACGAGCUGCUGGAAGUCAACGGACAGAAACUGUUGGGCAUCAAGCACGUGGAAGUGGUGAAAAUCCUCCGGGAGUUGCCGAGCACCGUGCGACUGGUGUGCGCACGAAAGAACGAAAGCAACCGAGUGAUAAACACGUCGCAGGACCACGAAGCGUUCGAGACACGCAACAUAUUGGGGGGCAGCCUCAAGAACCUCCUGCCGCAACCGGAGCAGAGGUUGCUGAAAGCCCUGAGUGACACGAGCCUCAACACCUCCAGCACCGUGACGGUCACGGACGAGCCCAGCUUGCAGAAGGCUAAGUCGCGAUCGCUGGAGGUCACCAACCUCGCAAUGUGGAGUGAGGACGUCGAGUACGUCGAGCUGGUGAAGACCGACAGAGGCUUGGGCUUCUCGAUACUCGACUACCAGGAUCCGCUAGAUCCGAAGAGCACGGUGAUCGUGGUGCGGAGUCUGGUACCGAACGGGGCUGCUGAACACGACGGCGGCAUUACGCCCGGGGACCGUUUGAUCAGCGUCAACGAUAAAGUUAUUAAAAACGCCACUCUGGACCAGGCGGUGCAAGCUUUGAAGAGCACGCUGCCUGGUGUUGUGAAAUUGGGCAUUUCCAAGCCGCUGCCGAGCUCCAGAGCCAGCGCCACCUCGAAUAACCUCAACGCUAAAUCUUAAUUUCUUCCCGUUGUUUGUGAUUUUAUUUUAAUACAUAUAGAUCUGGUAAAAAACAUACAUAUGUAGGGAUUUUAUUUUGCUCAAACUUGCACAAAGUGGAUCAACAUUCUUUUCAACUGGAAAUUAUCGGGUUUUGAAAUAGUUUGUAUACAUUUAUCACUAAUUGUGACACUGUAAUUUGAUCCACCUCAUGCAAAAAUUGUAAAACAUGGCAGUACAAAUAAGCAGUUUCUGUUAAAUUGUUGUUUAUCAAUUUUGUUAAUAUUUAGAGUCCGUGAUUCGAUAAUUACUUUAACAUAUUAAUUGGAAGUGAAUGUAAAGCACAAUCACGGCUGCCUUCGAUAAUGAGAAAUGUAUAGAUAGUCAAUAAUGUGGAUCUAAAUAACGUAGCAUGUAAGUAUUAGUUAUACGAAUUUACAAGCUUCAUGGGCACAACAUUUUGUGGUAUUUUUACCGGUAUACAUAUUUAAUCGUAUAGAAUUAAGCAUAUCAAAGCGUUAAACCGUUAGGGGUAGGUGCGUAUUUAUAAAUAUUUUCGAGCACAGUUCUCUAACAUUCUCGAAUGAAUGAGCAUAAGCUGCGUUGUGAUAUUGGGAAAUCAACAGAGACACGAGGACGAUGAUCAUUUGAAAUUAUUUAAAUGCUUCGAUAUCGUCGAAUUUGUGAGAAUCACCUCGAUAUUUAUCAACUUUCAAUUUUCUCAGCUUCGUAUUUUUUCACAACUUAUUAAUAGUAAAGAAAUUUAAUAUAACGUUGGUUGUGUAUUUGAAAACUUCAACUCUAUGUACUUGUGAAUUGGAAUGUGUUUGAUAAAAGGGUUAUUUAAAUUAUUAUGAUACGUGUUGAUGUUGAAAAAUUUAUAACUUGAAUAACAAUAAUUAAUGUAAGUAAUGUCUUUCAACGUUAGUUGGAAGAUUAUUGUUAACACUUGCAUUCUUAAAAUCAUAUCUGUAAAAAUCGAUUUAUGUCCUUAAAUAAUUAGCGAUAAUCUUCUAACUUGAACACUGAGUUGUGCGGUCCAAGUUCGAUAUAAAAAUUAAAUUUAAUUUUAGAUAACUAUCACAUGCAUUCAUCUCUGAACCCCAUUGUUUUAUAAAGUUGUAUUGUGUAAGGUAAUGUUACAUAAAUGCAUCGAAAACUUUCAUAGUGCACAUGGGGUUUUUUUAAUAAUCUAGACAAUCAUAUUCAAAUCGAAAUACUCUGAAAUUAUGUAACCGACUAGAUGCUCCAAAUUGAUAUAAAAUUUAUUUGAUGACUUAACAACACAUUUUACACGCUAAAUGUUCUCCCCAAAGAGCCGUUGAUUUUUUUUUCGUAUACAUCUAAUUAACGAUUAUUAAAAUUACUCAAAAUAAUAAGCAUACUUGUUAAUAGCGUACAUAAUACAUUCGCAAUAUUUUUUGUAUAAAUACGUAAAACAAUGGAAUUGACUCUGAAGAAUAUAUUGUAGACUUAGAGCGUAAGCCUAUUUAUUUUGUCGUUAGUGCCAUCGCUUUGUGAUUUUAAUUUUGAUUAGUUAAGACUGAUUUGUAUAUUAUUAUGCUUUAAUUCAGGCUACGUUAAUUCAUGUCCAUACAUUGAUCUCAAUUUUAUAGUAAAUUUGUCUAGGAGUUUUAUAUGUUUUGUUAUUAUAACUUAAUACAUAUAUUGUAUUGUUAAUUGAAAAAAAUAAAUUAUCAAAACAG